This is a messenger RNA of Batrachochytrium dendrobatidis JAM81, 717 nucleotides long. RefSeq lists its product as uncharacterized. Gene Ontology annotation, molecular function: zinc ion binding; metalloendopeptidase activity. The transcript has a single exon. The record is from RefSeq and is a predicted model, not a curated record. The annotation marks the transcript as partial. NCBI's taxonomy places the organism in Eukaryota, Fungi, Chytridiomycota, Chytridiomycetes, Rhizophydiales.
GGUAGAGGAAACGAUGCGGUCCAGAUUAACGUAAUGAGCUCGAAUAAAAUCAACAAUGCCGAAUUCUAUACUCCAGCAGAUGGUCAACCUGGAGUGAUGUACAUGUAUAGAUUCACAAGUUCUAAUCCGAAUCGAGACAGUGGGCUUGACAACACGAUCUCAUUACAUGAGUAUGGUCAUGGUGUUUCUACGCGUCUUACUGGUGGAGCUUCUACUGUGCAGUGUCUUCGAACAACCGAGGCCAGGGGAAUGGGAGAAGGCUGGAGCGAUCUAUUUGCAAUAGUACUUACGGCAAAAUCAACCGACACCUCUACCAGCAAUAUCAUUUCUGGUGCAUAUGCAUCCAAUCGACGUGCUGGUAUUCGGAUGUAUCCAUACACCACCAACAUGAAUGUCAAUCCGCUAAGAUAUUCGAAUCUCAGAACCCAAAGUGAAGUCCAUGACAUUGGAGAGAUUUGGGUUACCGCCAUGUGGGAGGUAUAUUGGAACUUGGUUCAAAAGUAUGGGUUUUCGAGCAAUCUUCACAAUGCAAAACAGCAAGCAGGAAAUGUUAUUUUCUUGCAAAAUCUGAUAGGCGGAUUGAUGCAUCAACCUUGUAAUCCAACUUUCAUAAACGCACGUGAUGCUGUACUUGCUUCUGAUCAAGCUUAUUAUGGCGGAGCUAAUGUAUGUGAGAUCUGGCGUGGCUUCGCCAAGCGUGGUUUUGGAGUAGGUGCU